This is a messenger RNA of Mercurialis annua (annual mercury), 977 nucleotides long. Its product is annotated as adenylylsulfatase HINT3. Bases 171 to 761 code for a protein of 196 amino acids. NCBI's taxonomy places the organism in Eukaryota, Viridiplantae, Streptophyta, Magnoliopsida, Malpighiales, Euphorbiaceae. Gene Ontology annotation, molecular function: adenylylsulfatase activity. Gene Ontology annotation, biological process: sulfur compound metabolic process; purine ribonucleotide metabolic process. The transcript is spliced from 7 exons. The record is from RefSeq and is a predicted model, not a curated record.
UUAUCAAAAGAAACCAAUAUGAGGAUAAGCAACAACCAAAACAAACCAAACGACAGGUCACAAAAAACCUGAAACUUCCUCCCUCAUUUCGUCGCUAAUAACUUAUCAUGUCGACGGACUUUAUAUUUAAGCAGCUAAUAAAACACAGCCAAACACCUGAAUUUCCGUGAAUGGAGGAGAAACACAGGAGGAGGCUCGCCGUCAUCUCCUCCCAUCUCCGCCCUGAUGCCGCCGCUAGUUCUUCUCCGUUAUCGUCUUCCAACUGUGUUUCUGACUCUAACAGUAUAGAUAAUGAGCCAAAUAACUGCGUUUUCUGUAGGAUUAUUCGCGGCGAGUCUCCGUCGUUUAAGCUUUAUGAAGAUGACACGUGUCUCUGCAUUUUGGAUACAAGUCCACUCAGUCAUGGGCACUCUCUUAUUAUUCCAAAAUGUCAUUAUCCUUCCUUGGAAGCAACUCCACCAUCUGUGGUUGCAGCAAUGUGUUCAAAAGUGCCUUUAAUUGGCAAUGCAAUCAUGAAAGCUACAGGCUUUGAUUCUUUCAAUUUAUUGGUUAACAAUGGUGCAGCUGCAGGCCAAGUAAUCUUUCAUACGCACAUCCAUAUAAUUCCUCGUAAGGCUAGCGAUUGCUUGUGGACGUCUGAGAGUAUACAGAGGCGUCCCUUAAGUAUUGACCAUAGAGCUUCUCAACUUGUUAAUCUUGUUCGAGAACAGUUAUCAAAUGUUUCUGAAGAUAGAAAGGGUCAAGAAUCUAGUCUCUCCUGAAAUUUAAUGGAGUUUUAGAUGCUUUUUUCUAGCAGCAUUGUAUGAUACAGUAGUUUGAGCUUUGUACCAUAACACUGUACAUUCCCAUUCAUUUCGGUAGCCGUUUCAUUUGAUUCAGAGUGUGUAAUUAUCCCAUCCUGGGAAAUUCUUGACUGGUGCUGUUUAUUCAUGAAUACAAACCAAUUAGUUGUUAGAAAAUAAAAGAUUAGUGAAAAA